Messenger RNA from Paramecium primaurelia, 561 nucleotides. NCBI's taxonomy places the organism in Eukaryota, Ciliophora, Oligohymenophorea, Peniculida, Parameciidae. The record is from the annotation of a GenBank genome assembly.
AUGGUGUUGGUACAAAAUAUAUAAUACGUGAUUGUAUAGUAAUAAAAAUAUAGAUUUUAAGGGGGAGCUGGUUAUACUGCUAAUUAUCAUUAGAAAGUUCGAGUGUUGAAAUACUAAACCAAAUUAUUUUAACCAAUACUUUGCAAUUUUAUUAGAUUUUCUUAGAAACUUGAAUAUAGAGGUUUACCUCGACCUAUGUUUUCAAUAGAAUUUACUAUUGAUUCAUAAGUUUAUACAUCUAGUGGAUAAAUUCUCAUAAGCAAAUCUAUAUAAAACAUAGAAUUAUAUAUAAAUUGUAAUUGUAUCAAUGGUAAAAAAAUAAUAAGUAAAUUUUUUAAAUGUGAAAAUUGUCCUAUAAACAAAAAUAGUUAUUAAUUUUAACAUUCUUGUUAUGGUGCAAUUAAUUUAUUAUUUAUUAAUGCAAGAUUUAUUAUAUAAACAAAUGCUAUUUAAUAAUUAUAAAUUGAUAUCACUCCUCAAAGUUGUAAAAUUACAUAAUUAAUAUUCAAUUAAUAAAUAUAAACUUUUGUAAUUGUAGAUAUAUAAAUGAUUGAUAAUUGA